Molecule: messenger RNA, 1706 nt
Organism: Choloepus didactylus (southern two-toed sloth)
Lineage: Eukaryota; Metazoa; Chordata; Mammalia; Pilosa; Megalonychidae
Gene: GJD3
Product: gap junction protein delta 3
Exons: 2
Coding region: 158-1081 (307 amino acids)
Biological process (GO): cell communication
Cellular component (GO): connexin complex
Source: RefSeq, a predicted model, not a curated record
GAGAAGGGGGAGCGCUAGCCCCUCUCGGUCAUCCUGUCCUAUCACCCAUCCCAGCCAAAUCUGAAAGGGAAAAUGAAAGAAGGACCAGGAGGACCAGGUCCCAAGCAUCUGAGGUGCUGCACUCAGCUCUGACGCCCCAGCCACAACCGCAGGCGCCAUGGGGGAGUGGGCGUUCCUAGGCUCCCUGCUGGAUGCCGUCCAGCUGCAGUCGCCGCUCGUGGGCCGCCUGUGGCUGGUGGUUAUGCUGAUCUUCCGCAUCCUGGUGCUGGCCACCGUGGGCGGCGCGGUAUUCGAGGACGAACAGGAGGAGUUCGUGUGCAACACGCUGCAGCCGGGCUGUCGCCAGACCUGCUACGACCGCGCCUUCCCGGUCUCCCACUACCGCUUCUGGCUCUUCCACAUCCUGCUGCUCUCGGCACCCCCCGUACUGUUCGUCAUCUACUCCAUGCACCAGGCCAGCAAGGAGCCGGGCCGCGGGAACGCAGACGGCGGGACCGCGGAAGUCGGGGCGGCGUGCGCCCGGGGGCGCCCCGAUGGCCCGUGCGUGCCGUGCGCCCAGCGCGCCCGCCGCGCGCGCCGCUGCUACCUGCUCAGCGUGACGCUGCGCCUGGUGGCCGAGCUGGGCUUCCUGGCGGGCCAGACGCUGCUCUACGGCUUCCGCGUGGCUCCGCACUUUCCCUGCGCCGGCCCGCCCUGCCCGCACACGGUGGACUGCUUCGUGAGCCGGCCCACCGAGAAGACUGUGUUCGUGGUCUUCUACUUCGCCGUGGGGCUCCUCUCGGCACUGCUCAGCGUGGCCGAGCUGGGCCACCUGCUCUGGAAGGGCCGCCCGCGCCGCCGCGGCCCCGGGCACGCUCAUCAAGCUGCCGAGCACGACAACCGCUGCAACCGCGCACACGAGGAGGCGCAGAAGCUGCUCCCGCCGCCGCCGCCGCCGCUAGCCCUGCCCUCCCGGCGGCAGGACCCUGACCCCUACGCCCCGCCCGCCUAUGCGCACCGGGCGCCAGCCGGCGACAGCGAGGGCGGCAGCGGCCGCAGCAAGGCGUCACUCGCCACCAUCCGCCAGGACCUGGCCAUCUAGCGGCAGGCUCGGAAGGGGGAUGAGAUCAGAGGCCGGACUCCACCGCUCUGGCCCUCGGAGCAGACGCUAGAAGUGGCGUCCGCAAGAACUGUUUGCAGGACCCCACCUGAGCCGGAGACUCGCAGUGGGGAUGGCCGCAGGGGCAGCAUCCGCACUUCCCUAGUACUUUCAACUGGCCCUGGGUGCAGCCCUGCACAGCCGAGCGGGGGGCAGAGAAUGAACUAAGGCAGGUCAUUGAUACCCAGAUCCAGAUGGAAAGGAAGGGGGCAAGGAAGCCGGAGAGAAAGUGCACAAAAGGAGGGCAGAGCAGAGUGGAAGGGGAGCGGGAGUUGGAGACCAGGUGUGUUUAACUGGGAACAAAUGAACAGCAUUUCCAGGAGCCUCUCCUUGUUCAGGCAGAGGGGCGCCCUGUGUGUGUAAGCACAUGUACACAUGUAUACACUGAGCUGUGGGUGUGAGCAUGCACACGUACACAUGUAUAUCCUGUGAGUUGUGUAUAUACACAGGUGCACUGGUGUACUUCUUGUGAUCUCUUAGCAUGUGCACAUACAUGUCUUGUGGGAGCGCUUUGUGUGUGUGAGCUCUGUGAGUGCAUGUGUGCACACAUACACAUGUGCAUCCUUUU